AUGGCAUCCACGCCCGUGCGCGGUGGAGACGGCAGUCCCGAAGGGGAGGCGGCCGCAAAGCGGCGAGCAGCAGCUUGCAGCACAGCCGCAGCAACAGCGGCAGCCAGAGCAGCACAACAGCAGCAGCAGCAGCAGCAGCAACGCAGCAGCAGACAGCAUCAACAGCAGCAGCGCGAGCAGCAGCAAGCAGCAUCAGGAGCCUGCGCUGCCUUUACGGUGUCUCUACAGGUCAGCGCACAGGAGGGCGAGGCGACCAUCGGGAAACUCCAGCUUUAG
Messenger RNA from Cyclospora cayetanensis, 276 nucleotides. Its product is annotated as cell death protein Grim-like. The transcript has 4 exons. The coding region runs from base 1 to 276 and encodes 91 amino acids. Lineage: Eukaryota; Apicomplexa; Conoidasida; Eucoccidiorida; Eimeriidae. The record is from RefSeq and is a predicted model, not a curated record.